ACUGAGCAAUAGUAUAAACCUCAGUAUGAUAGUGAACAUAACAGAAACCCUAAACUAUGCAUUCAUUCAGUCAACUUCACCGUUCCAUUCCAUUCCAUUCCAUCAUUUACAAGAAUAAUCAACCUUGCUAAUGUUCCGUCAAUAUGAAGAAGAAUCAAAAUCUAUUUGAAUCUGUUUUAACCAAACAUGUUGAUUUUUGCUCGCAACCUCUUCCACACCACCGGUAGCCGUGUAAGCUCCUUCUAUUCACCAUUUCAUUCAAACCCAUUUCCCCUUUUCUUCACCCUAUCAUCCCAAUCUUCUCAAAAUCCAAUUUUUGGUUUCCCCAUGAUUUUGUUCACUAGCUUCUUUUGUGUUAUCAGAUACCCAUUUUCUUCAAAAUCUUCUUUUGACGACACUGUUUCUGAGUCAGUUCGUAGUUUCGCGCAACGUGAUGAUCCCCACAUGUUUGAUUCAGCACUUGCACCUAUUUGGGUGUCUAAGGUUUUGGUGAAUUUGAAAGGGGACCCAAAAUCGGCAUUGAAGUUUUUCCACAGUGCAGGGAAUCAAGUUGGGUUUAGCCACACUGCUGAAUCUUAUUGUAUCCUUGUUCAUAUUUUGUUUUGUGGGAUGUUUUAUUUUGAUGCGAAAAAUGUUAUUAAAGAGUGGAUUUUGUUGAGGAGGGAAAUUCCGGGUUGUGAUUGGUUUGAUAUGUUAUGGUUGACUAGGAAUGUUUGUAGGACAGGGUUUGGGGUUUUUGAUGCUUUGUUUGGUGUUUUGGUUGAGUUGGGGAUGCUUGAUGAAUCUAGGCAAUGUUUUUGGAAGAUGAAAAAGUUCAGGGUUCUGCCGAAAGUGCGGUCCUGUAAUGUGCUUCUUCACAAGCUUUCGAAAUCAGACCAAGGGAAAUUGACCUUGAGAUUUUUCAAGGAGAUGGUUGAGGCUGGUCUUUCGCCUUCGGUUUUCACCUAUAAUAUAGUGAUAGGCUAUUUGACCAAAGAAGGAGAGUUAGAAACUGCUAGGAGUUUGUUUGAACGGAUGAAACAGAUGGGUCUUAUGCCGGAUGUUGUCACUUAUAAUUCCCUCAUUGAUGGGUAUGGGAAGGUGGGAUUAUUGACUGAAGCUGUUAUUGUUUUUGAGGAAAUGAAGGAUGCAGGAUGUGAACCAGAUGUGAUAACAUACAAUUCUUUAAUCAAUUUUUUCUGUAAAUUUGAAAGAAUUCCUCAAGCUUUUCGGUAUCUGUGUGAGAUGAAGGAAAGAGAGUUGAAGCCAAAUGUUGUAACUUAUAGUACAAUGAUAGACGCAUUUUGCAAGGCCGGCAUGUUGCUGGAAGCAAUUAAAUUUUUCAUCGACAUGAUACGUGUUGGUCUUCAACCCAAUGAGUUUACAUAUACAUCUCUGAUCGAUGCAAAUUGUAAAAUAGGGGAUCUGAAUGAAGCUUACAAACUGACAAGUGAGAUGCUGCAGGCUGGCCUUAAGUUAAAUAUUGUUACCUAUACUGCAUUACUGGAUGGUCUUUGUUAUGAUGGUAGAAUGAAAGAAGCGGAAGAACUAUUCAGAGCAUUGCUUGAAGCUGGUGUGGCUCUUAAUUUGCAAAUUUAUACUUCCCUUAUUCAUGGAUGUAUCAAGGCUAAGAUGAUGGAGAAAGCCAUGGAUAUUUUAGAGGAAAUGAACAAGAAAAACUUCAAACUAGAUCCCCUUCUGUAUGGAACCAAAAUAUGGGGUCUUUGUAGGCAAAAUAAAAUACAAGAAUCUGAGGCUGUAAUACGCGAGAUGAAGGAUCGUGGUCUGACUGCAAACAGUUAUAUAUAUACAUCCCUUAUGGAUGCGUAUUUUAAGGUUGGAAAAGUCACAGAAGCUGUUAAUCUAUUACAAGAGAUGCAGGAAUUGGGUAUCGAAACAACAGUUGUAACCUAUGGUGUACUAAUUGAUGGUUUAUGCAAAAAAGGUUUAGUUCAAAAGGCUGUUAGUUACUGUGACCACAUGAUUGAAACUGGUUUGCAACCUAAUAUUAUGAUUUUUACUGCACUGAUUGAUGGCCUCUAUAAAAAUGAUUGUGUUGAAGCAGCCAAUAAGCUGUUCAAUGUGAUGUUGGAUAAGGGAAUUAGGCCAGAUAAGUUAGUUUAUACCGCUUUGAUUGAUGGAAACCUGAAGCACGGUAAUCCUGAAGAAGCUUUGAGUUUGCUUAAUAGAAUGGUUGAAUUGGGUAUAGAGCUUGACCUGCAUGCUUAUACUUCAUUGGUUUGGGGUUUUUCGCAUUGCGGUGAAGUACAACAGGCCAAGUCAUUUCUAAACGAGAUGCUCGGAAAGGGCAUUACUCCUGAUCAGGUUCUCUGUAUUCGGCUUCUGAGAAAAUAUUAUGAGCUAGGGGACAUAAAUGAAGCUCAGGAGCUUCAUAAUGAUAUGAUGAGGAGGGGCCUAGUUAACAUGGACACAGCAGUUCCCUAAAUAUACACUUGAGAAGGAAAACAUGUUUUACAUACUUGACUCAGUCUUAUUUUUAUGGCACAAAAUGUACAUUCUUUCAUUUUUUUGCCAAAGUUCAAGAACUUAAUUGAAGUGAAUUUGGUGCAUCUUCAUAUACUGGCAAUUGCCUGUUCUAAUUGAGGCAUGCUCAUUCUCAACGAGUUUGUAUUCCCUCGAUGUAAAUCCUGCAGCUUCUAGGACGGGGCUUUCAAUAUUCAUGUGAUCAUUAAGACAACCAUAAAAUGAUGCCUCCCUGGUUCGAAAAAGUCUUGAUAUCCUAUAGGUGAUUGGCGAUCAAUUUGGCUGAUAUUCUAAUGACAAAGCUCAUAAUUAUAGGAUAGGAACUCCUCGUUAUGACAUAUGAUAGAUGCAGAGGAGUUCAGACACAAGGCAUAUGAUACUUUCUUGCUAUUUUCUCAAUUUUAAUAAUAUCAACAGACACAACUUUGGUAGUGAUCUCAAGUUUCUGUUAGACAUAGGCCUUCCACAGCAAUAUUCUAUAUGUAGGGUGAUUCCAACAUUUGAUGGAAAGGAAUCUUAUUGGUUGCUAUUUGCUAAUCAAUGCAGAUCAGUAUAUCGGUGCCAUUGGGGGGUACUCGUGGAGGAGAAGCUAUCAUUGACUGCGACGACAUUGAGAAGGAUGCUCUAAAGUUGUGGUUUUCUUGGAAAGCAAGCAACCAAAAUGUGAACUCUUCCAAGUUCCAAUACAAUCUCUCAUUCAAGUAGCGAAGAUGGAGUUUCAAAAGAAUUUGUAUUAUGUUAUUGCCAACACCCUGAUAAAACAUUUAUCGCCAACCACAAUGAAAAUCUCAUUUCUACCAGAGAAGAAGUGCAAAUACUGAACCACAGUUACUAACCUGCUAUUACCGAUUUUGUCAGUGUCUCAGAGCUACAUGCUGGUCUUCUAGGAAUAAGGCUGCUGCAUUAAAGGAAUUGGCAGUGUAAGGAUUUAUUGUAUGUAAAUAAGAAUUGGAAGGAGUGAGAGGGAAAAUGUAUUGUCAAUUAAAAGAGGAUCGGGGCGCUCGGGCAUAGGGAAUGUGUUGCUAUGCUGACAUGCUGUGAUAUAUUUUGCUUUUCUAUGUACUGCACUGCAUAUAUGACACUUAAAAAAAUAUAAUUAAGUGUUAUGAGUAGCCUUGGGGAUGCCAAUUGUUAAUCAACUACUUAACUAUGCUAACAACAACUUGCCAAUCGUUUUCUCUUUUUGUGCUCUUAGGUUUUAAGUCUGUGUUCAGCUUGAGGUCUUUAGAGUUACCUCUGUCAGGUGCAUAUCUGUGUAUGUUUUAAGACACUGCAUUAAGUUUGACUCACACCGUUAUAGUUGUUGAGCCUUUGAUGUAAUGCCGUUUGCUUUCAAUGAUUUCUCCCCUUUGACCAAUAAA
This is a messenger RNA of Cicer arietinum (chickpea), 3824 nucleotides long. RefSeq lists its product as uncharacterized. Gene Ontology annotation, molecular function: mRNA binding; protein binding. The record is from RefSeq and is a predicted model, not a curated record. NCBI's taxonomy places the organism in Eukaryota, Viridiplantae, Streptophyta, Magnoliopsida, Fabales, Fabaceae. Gene Ontology annotation, cellular component: mitochondrion. Gene Ontology annotation, biological process: RNA processing; mitochondrion organization.